Messenger RNA from Microcebus murinus (gray mouse lemur), 4314 nucleotides. It is a transcript of the gene FADS6, whose product is annotated as fatty acid desaturase 6. NCBI's taxonomy places the organism in Eukaryota, Metazoa, Chordata, Mammalia, Primates, Cheirogaleidae. Gene Ontology annotation, biological process: lipid metabolic process. Gene Ontology annotation, cellular component: membrane. Gene Ontology annotation, molecular function: oxidoreductase activity, acting on paired donors, with oxidation of a pair of donors resulting in the reduction of molecular oxygen to two molecules of water. The record is from RefSeq and is a predicted model, not a curated record.
CCAUGGAGCCGGCCGAGCCCGCGGAGCCCGCGGAGCCGGCGCGGGACGGGCCCCGGGCCGAGGCGCUGCUGCACGAGCUGGAGGCGCUGGUCCGGGACGUGGUGCGCUCCAGCUCGUGGUGGGAGCGCCGCGGCGUGGACUGCACCAUCCUGGCGCUCAGCCUCCUCGCCUUGCCUGCCGGGUUCCUGUGCCUGCGCUCGGACAACGUGCUGGUCUUUGCCAUCGGCAUCACCAUCUUGGGUGUGUGCCACUACACGCUCACUGUCAAGGGCAGCCACCUGGCCGCUCACGGUGCCCUCACGGACUCCAAACGCUGGAGUAAGAUCUGGCUGCUCUUCUUCGUGGAGGUAUGCACGGCCUUCACUGCGGAGUGCGCCAAGCACGGACACGUCACGAUGCACCACGCCUACACCAACGUGGUGGGCCUGGGGGACUCGAGCACGUGGAGGCUGCCUUGCCUCAACCGCUAUGUCUACAUGUUCCUGGCUCCUUUCCUGCUCCCGAUCCUGACCCCACUGGUGGCCAUCGAGCAGCUGAGGCAGGUGGAGCUGAGGACGGCUCUGCGGACGCUGGGCCUCAUCUCCCUGGGCCUCUAUUCCCAGUACUGGCUGCUCCUGAAUGUGUCGGGCUUCAAGAGCCCCAGCUCGGCCCUGGUCUGCAUGUUCCUCAUCAGGUCCCUGCUGGCCCACCCCUACCUCCACGUCAAUAUCUUCCAGCACAUUGGGCUGCCCGUGUUCUCCCGGGACCACAAGCCCCGACGGAUUCACAUGAUGAGCCUGGGGGUGCUUAACCUGCCCCGGCUGCCCCUGCUGGACUGGGCGUUCGGCCACUCGAUCGUCAGCUGCCACGUGGAGCACCACCUCUUCCCCAGGCUCUCCGACAACAUGUGCCUGAAGGUGAAGCCUGUGGUGUCCCAGUUCCUCCACGAGAAGCAGCUGCCCUACAAUGAGGACUCGUACUUGGCUCGCUUCCGGCUGUUUCUCCGUCGAUACGAGGAGUUCAUGGUGCAGGCCCCGCCGAUCACGGAGCUCGUCGGGCUGCAGUGAGCCUGGGCCCGUGAGGCCAUCCCUGCCCUCCCUGGUCUGGGCCUGCCCUCCUGCAGCUGCUGGCCCAGGGUUGUGGCUUGGUGGCUGGUGGUGGGCCUGGAGCAUUGCGGCAUUGGGCAAUAGUAGGGCAGGGGAGCUCGUACGCAGGGUCCAGGGGGCCCCCCUGCCCUGAUAGCGUUUCUGGAUUUCCAGGGGUGUCUGGGGGAAAGCAAUAAUGGUGGCUGGGCAUGCUGGUCAGUGUGGAGCUCAGCCAGCUUCAUCGCAGGACCAAACAGCUGACCCCUCCCCCUGCCCCAGCUGAGCCUUGGUAGGGCUAAGGGGUGACCGAGGGUGAGGAGGGAUCCUGUGCAGGGGCCACCUGGGAGACGGAGGGGGCACAGGCAGAGAAGGGUCAGCUCCCUGGGCUGGGGCCUCCCUGGGGCUGGGAGAGCCCCACACUGGCUUGGCCACCGCUGCCCCCUGUACCCUUUGAGGCUCUGCCCACCAAGGUGCCCUCUCCUCAGGGACUUCAGGGUGAGCUUGCUUUUGGCAGGCGUGCCUAGCUCCCAGCCAAAGAAGCCUGUGAAGACACUGGCUCAGCAGUUCCCAAGGCCCACAGUGUCUGUGAGGUAAAAGUGAGUGUGUGUGUUCUGGGGAGAGGACUCCAGGGGAGAAAGUCCCUCAGGAACAGAGUGAGGGAAAGAGUAUAAGUAGCUCUGAAUGUGACCUUGGCUAGCUGUAGAAAAGUCUGCUUUGCUCUGUGGUGUUUUAGAAGCAGUAAACCUGGGGGAUUAUCCACUGGGAGAGAGAAUCCCUGGGGGGUAGCUGAGGCUGGAGAGGGUUAUGGGAACAGGGUCUGGAGGGUUGGUGGCCUCAGAGAGGAGGGAAGGAGAGUGGGGCACAGGGGGAGGAACUUGAGGUCAGGGCUGGGCUGGGUGAGGAAGGCUGGUCUGUAGCCUGGGAGUGGUCUGGGACUAUAAAGGAACCAUGGAUGCCAGCUAGAGGAAGGGGCCAAGGUGCUGAGGGACACCAUUGGGAUUCAGCUCAAAGUGGGUGGAGUUAGAGACAGCUGGGAGCUGCCCCAGCUGGGGGUUGCAGGGCAGUGCCCGGGUGGAGACUGGGGGAGGGACAGAGGAGGAGGCCAGGCCUAUGACAGGAGGUAGUUUAAAACAGGGCCGCUCACCCCAGCACCACUGAUAUUGACACUUUAUCUGGAUAAUUCUUUGUUGUUGGGGGCUGUCCUGUGCAUCGUUGGGUGUUUAGCAGUGUCCCUGGCUUCUACUUACUAGAUGCUGGGAGCCAACGUCACGACAAUCAAAAAUGUCUCCAGACAUUGCCAAAUCUUCUCUGGUUGAGAACACGCAAGUCAUUCUUGUGAAUAAUUAUCUUGUUUUUCAGUUAAGUCCUUGGAUGGGGUCAAGGGCGUGCUGACCCUGCUCAUAGGGAUACUAACUUCCAGCAAAUGGGGACUCACACGAUAAGUGGAGUUUCAUGACAGGUGAAGGCAUUCUCUGAGCCCAGUCAUGUUGGAGAGCCCAUCACUGGUGUGGCCUUAGGCAGCUCUACUCCCCACUCGUCCCCACCUGCCUUCCUCUGCCAGAGACCACAGCUCCAGCUCUCACUAGUUGUGAAACAGCUCCCUGCAGGCCUGGGGUGGUAGUGGCUUCCAGCUAUUGCUAGCCCAGGGGUGCUUCUCCAUUGCCUUAACCCACACCUCGGUAUAAAGUUCCUUCAUUAAACUCUCUUUAGUCACCCUUUUGAGCAUGCCAUCUGCUCCCUGCUCAGGGGCUGGCUGAUAGAGCAGAAUUUUGGAUCCAAAUAGCCCUUUUUAGAUCCAAGCAGCUCUUUUGGACCAAGGCAGGCUUGGCAGCCUCCCCAGUCCACUGCUUUCCUAUAUGUUCUUGCUGCUCUUUUGAAAUGCAUUAGCAGCUCAGAAAUGGCCUAAAGGUCUGGGAGUGCAAUUAAUCAAACUGCUAAUUCUCCAUAUGAAAAAUGCAAUGUCAGAAAAGGCCCCAGUUGCAUAGUCCUGGCUAAUGAUUAAAACCAUCCAAAUACAUAACAAUGACUCAUUGUUAUUGAUCUGGGCCUGAGUGGAUUAUGGGCAGCAGCUGGAAGUCUUGGUGCCAGAUCUGGCUGUGCCAUGGGCACCCUGAGUACAAGUCACUAGGCUUGAUUUUUCUCUAACUCUGAGGAUGGCUGGGAAUGCCUGGGGCUUGAGAGGUGAGGGAAGGUGACAAGAGUGAAUAAAGUAGGUCUGGGGCUCUGCAGAGGGCUAAAUCUAAUUUAUAGAGGUAUGUGGGAGAUGAUAACACAUAUUGAUAAUGAUGAUAAUAGCUGUUUAUUUAGCACUUAUGGCAGAUGAUUUUACCCAUCGAAUUUUAGCCUUUACAACAAAUUGGUACUAUUUUUCCCCUCACACGUUACAGAUGGUGAAAAAAAGUCCUAGAGAGAUUAAAUUUCUCAAUGUCAUAUAGCUAGCAAGUGGUGCCAGAGGGACUCAAACCCAGUGUGUCUGGCUCCAGAGUCCAUACUCAACCACCAGACGUACUGCCUCUGGAUGGGGAGCCCUACAGAGCUUUCUAGGAUGUCGGAUCCUGAAUCUCCAGCUUAUUAAGACAAACUCUUUAUGAACUUCCAUUAUGUGCCAUGCACUGUGUGAGGCUCGGGAUAUAUGAGUGAACAGGAUCUGGACCUCACCCUCAUGGCGCUUGCACUCUAGGGCAGGGCUUGCCAAACUCUUUUUGUAAAGUGCCAGAUAGUAAAUAUUUUGGGCUUUGUGAACCAUAUGGUUUCUGUCACAACUACUGAAUUAUGCCAUCAAAAUGCAAAAACAACCAUAGACAAUAUGUAAAGAAAUAAGCAUGGAUGCGUUCCAAUAUAAAACUUUAUAGGCACUGAAAUUUGAAUUUCAUGUAUGUUCAUGUGUCACAAAAUAUUCUUAACUACUUUGUCCAUUAAAAAAUGUAAAAAUUAUUUUGGGUUAUUCAAAACAGGCCGGUGAGCAGCAUUUGGCCUACAAGCCAUAGUUUGCCUAAUCCUGGUCUAGUGGGACAGGCAUAAAACACAAUGACUUACUGGAAAGCAGAACAGUAUUUACCUCCCAGUAGGAGAGAUUGGGAGCGACUAGUAGGGGCUCAGGGGACUGCUGGGUUACAGGUCAUGUUCUGUUACUUGAUCUGGGUGGUGGUUACAUGGUUACACCUUGUGAUAAUUCAUCAAGCUGUAUGUUGUGAUUUGUGCAUUCUUCUGUAUGUUAUACUUAAAUUAAAAAGCUCACUAAAAAUGACAA